UUAUUUUAGCAGGCUAUAUGGUCCUUAAGAUGGUUUCACUUUCAUUUUGAGUGUUACAGCUCUAUAAUAUCCGAACAUCGUGCCUAUUGUCAGUCGUUCGUGUGGCUGAAGUUCGAAGCGCAGUAACAUGGAUUUAUGUUCAAUUUUGACAUUCGUUAGAAAUUUAAUUAAUGGCAUAUACGGUUGUGUUUACGAAUGUUUCUGUAAUAGGGAACUAAAUUUAGGUUAUCACCGUUUGUCAAAUAGGCCCAGAUCACAUUCCAUUCAGCAGGAGGAUGAAGUGGAUUUCACACCACAAAAAAGUAAAAAGGGAUAUAUAGAAUAUAUAGGCAAGACAGUCAGAUGGUCAAAAGGGCUCAGAUUCCACAUUAUGGUCAUUGGGAAUGAUAUGAAUUGUCACAAGGACAUUUUGAGUCGUCUGAGUAUCAUUCUGCAAGAAGAUGAAGAGAUCUCUGGGGAUCAGAGUGACGUCAUCAUCGCUUUUGUCCCGAUUGUGUCUCGAGCUGGAACGAACAUUCAAGACGCUCUUCAGAAGAUACCAGAAAACCGGCCUGUUGUUUUCAUGGCGCUCCAUCACACGUUUGAUCCAAAUUAUAUUGCUCCAGAAAGCAGACAUGCGAUUCAGAGGAGCAAUGUAUUCUCAGUGGACUUGCUCUUUCAUGAAGACCAGGGAGUGCUGAACUGUUAUCAUAACACAAAGGCUCUGGAGGCAACAAAAUAUUAUUUACAAAACAGCCAGGUAACAGAUUUCAGUGCUUGGAUGGUUUGAUGCUGGAAAUGAAUGUUUACACCUUGCCGCUUUAUUGCCCUGAAUCCGAUUACACCGCUGAAGGUCUGAUUGUCUACUCACAACUUUUUCCUGGGAAUUGAGAAUUGAUUUGUGCAGAUCAUUAAUAUUACAGAUCGUUGAACAAAAUUUAACAGUUUAUCUUUCAGCUUAAAAUAUAAUCAUGUUGUACCUUGCACUGUACACCAAUCAGGCAUAACAUUAUGACCACCUGCCUAAUAUUGUGUUGGUCCCCCUUUUGCUGCCAAAAUGGCCCUCUCCCCUCAUGCACUGUGCAUUUUGACACCUUUCUAUCAGAACCAGCAUUAACGUCCAGCAAUUUGAGCAACAAUAGCUGGAUUGGACCCUAGCCCAUGACCUUGUCUCCGGUUCACCACUGUUCCUUCCUUGGAUCACUUUUGAUAGAUACUGACCACUGCAGACUGGGAACACCCCACAAGAGCUGCAGUUUUGGAGAUGCUCUGAUCCGGUGGUCUAGCCAUAAUAAUUUGGCCUUUGUUAUGCUCCCUUGCUAAUAUAUCCCACCCACUAACAGGUGCCGUUUGCAUGUUCUCCCUGUGCUUGGUGGGUUUCCUCCAGGUGCUCCGGUUUCCUCCCACAGUCCAAAGACUAGGUUGAUUGGAGUCUCUAAAUUGCUCAUAGUGUGUGAUUGUGUGAGUGAAUGAGUGUGUGUGUGCCCUGAGAUGAGUUGGCACUCCAUCCAGGGUGUAUCCUGAUGCCCGAUGAUGCCUGAGAUAGGCACAGGCUCCCCGUGACCCAAGGAUAGAUCGGAUAAGCGGUACAGACAAUGAAAUGAAAUGAAAACUAACAGGUGCCAUGAUGAGGAGAUCAUCAGUCUUAUUCACUUCACCUCUCACUGCUCAGAAUGUUAUGCCUAAUCGGUGAAUAUCACAGACAUCGUUCCAGCAAAAUAAUUUUAAUUCAUCCUACAUACAGAUAAUAAAUAUUUCCAUACAGAAAACACCACUAAAGCAACUGUGCUAGAAAAUGAAUCAACACCAAUCAGAAUCAAACAAUGAACUUCACUGUGGUAUAAGAUGAUUAUAAGCAUGAUUAUGGCUGAAGGUUUGUGGACAUCUGACCAUCAUACCCAUAUGUUCCUUUUGAACAUUAGCUUCAUUUUAUAAAAACCUCUAUAAUAAACUUUUCUGGAAGGCUUUACACUAGCUGUUGGAGUGUGGCUGUUAGGGUUGUGUUCAUUCAUUUAUAGUGCAUUAGUGAGAUCAGAUUCUUAUGCUGAGAUAUUGAGGAGACUUUGUUGGGGGUUGAGUCAGAGUCAGGGCUCUGUGCAGGACACUCCAGUUCUUCCACUCCAAUCUUCACCUCUACACCAUGUCUUCUUGAAGCUCUCUUCUUUGUGCACAGGUGCAUUGUCAUGCUGGAACAGGGUUUGAGUGUCUUAGCUCCAGCGAAGGGAAACAACGAUCGAAUUUUGGAAAAGAAUCAUAUAUGGGUGUGAUUGUUAGAGGUGCACAUACUUAUAUAUUGUAUAUUGUGUAUUUCUUUGUUAAUGUAAUCCAAUUAAAGAAAAUAAAUCAUAUUUAGCUUUAGAUUGUACUGCUUUCUAAUAAUCUCUCAGGUGUGAUAUCUUUGAAGGUGAUUAUAUGGUAGUAUUUUUUAUGUUUAGAGACAAAAUGUUGAAAAGAGUGACAAUUUUAUUCUGCACACACACACACACACACACACCAAAAUAUGUUUAUAUUAUUUAAGAAGUUUAGCUGGUUUAGAAGAGAGUUAUUUUCCAGAAUUCUCCAAACAUCUCUAAAGCUACUGAUAUCUAACCAAGAAUUUUCUAUAUUUUUUCUGCAAUAUUGAGAAUAA
Molecule: messenger RNA, 2608 nt
Organism: Hemibagrus wyckioides
Lineage: Eukaryota; Metazoa; Chordata; Actinopteri; Siluriformes; Bagridae
Exons: 7
Coding region: 128-769 (213 amino acids)
Source: RefSeq, a predicted model, not a curated record